GUCACUCUUUAUGUACAUAUAUACAUAUUUUGUAAUAUUUGAAACUGUUCCUCAUUGGUUUUUUGUUGUCAUCACUUUUUCGUUUGUAUAGUCGAUGGAAAGCAAUACGUGUUGACCGAGACGUGACGGUGGUUAAGAUUAACCUGUUAGGUGUAUUUUCUUUGUUAUCUUCUGAAGACUUAAAGAAAGUAAAAGUUAUCUACAGAAAAACGCUUCCUCUUAUUGGAACUUAAAUUAACAGCGGAACUGUUUUGUGUAUCCGUUUUUGACGCGACUGUUUUAUUUUGUUCAAUUGAAAUGUUAAGAGUGAAGUGGUGAAUUAUGCAAUAGUAUUUUUGAGAUCGUGGUUUCAAAAGUAAAUACUUUUAAUAACCAAUCAACCACACAAAUACGAUUUUAAACAUUAUUGUUCGUUAAGUUUUUAAAUAUGGAUAGGUCUCUUAAGAUUCUGUGGAUGUUUUUUUCCAUAUUACUACUAUAUACUCGGGGAGAAGUAAUCAAUGCCGAAGUUGUUUUUAAAAUCGAUGAAGGUAAAAUUCAUAUAAAUGAAUCAAAAUUCGAACCUAUAGCAGGCUUAUCUCAUAACUUCGGGAGUGAAAGUAAUAUGAGUGAGCAAAUAAAUUUAUCAAAUACUCUUCGAUUGAAAGAUACGUUGGAAAUAUUCGAUUUACAAAACAUUGCAAUGAAUUGGAAUAAAAUUGUUUUAGCUGAAAUUUCACAAAACUGCACGAAAGAUGUUUGGAGUUUUUUAAAUGCAUUAAAUGCAAGAAAGAUAUGGGCCAUUAAAAUGGAUGAUGCGUCUGGACGUUAUACAUCGGGAUUCUUGUAUGGUAACAACUAUUGGAUGGGAUCGAUGUCAUUAUGUGAAUCAAUUCACAACUUGGAGAAUGUCGACAAUAGAGAGGACAAUAAAACAAAAUCGAAAAAUAGUGGCUUGCCAUUUGCAGCCGCCCAUCAGCAUUUCUACAGUUCAGUGCGUCAUGAAAAUCCACCAUUUCAACCGGGAUUUUAUAUUUUGAAAAUGUUUUUGAACAACACUAUGAUUACUUCCGUGAUGCGAACGAUAUACAUUGGUGUUUGUUUUCCAUCCACCUGCUCCAUAGCAGACAUGCAUACAAUUGUCACAAGCUCUCAAUCGGAAUUGUCAGAUCUUAAUGUGAAAUUAAUUGAAAUUCGACACCCAACUGCUAAAACUUACAGCUUAUUCCAUGACAGAACAUUUUGGAUACUAACUAUUGUUUCGACUAUAGUUUUUGUAUUUAUAAUUACUGGAACAAUCUACGAAGCAUACUUGACAAAACAACUUCAAAUAGCCUUGCGGGAACAAGACAAAGAAAUGAUGAAUAACAGUGAAACAUCAUCAGGAAUUGGAUGUGCGGCUUCCGAUUACAGUGAAACAGGCAUGAAUGACCCAAAAAAAGAUCUAAAGGAUUUAAAAAUCGUUUUGAAUCUCCCAAACGCAGUACCUUCAGUUAAUACCAACAAUUGUGAUGAACACCUUGAAGGUCAUCUUCAUGAACCAGAAAAACUUUCCAUUUGGUCAGAAAUUUUAUUAUCGUUUUCAGUGACAACAAAUUUCAAUGCCAUUUGCGAUCGCAAUGUAGGCCCGGACACCAUCCCAUCAUUCCAUGGCCUUAAAGCAUUUUCGAUGGCUUGGAUUAUAUUGGGGCAUACUUGUAUUGUGAUAUUUAAGUAUUCUGAUAACAUGGAAAUGCGAAAAGAAGUCGAGAAGAACUUCUUUUUCCAGGCAAUCACUAAUGGACCUUUUAGUGUGGAUACAUUCUUUUUUUUGAGUGGGGUUUUGGUUUCGUAUAUUUACUUUAGGACGAAUGCUAAAGGAAACCUAAAUAAUUUGACGAAGGGAGCAAAUGAAUUCACUGCUGGCUUGGUACAUUUUACGGGGUUGGUUGGAUAUCGCUUUGUCAGAUUAACUGCUCCUUACAUGUAUGUACUUUUCGUUGUUCAAGUCACAAUGAAGUACUUAGAUGCAUUUUCAAUCUUUGAACCACCAACCAUGGAUCAUGUCACGUGCCCGAAUUAUUGGUGGAGAAACUUGUUGUACAUAAACACAUUAUUUCCUGUUGACCAAAUGUGCAUGCUCUGGAGUUGGUACCUUGCUAAUGAUACGCAGUUUUACAUUAUUGGAGCUAUUAUCUUGAUUGUUGCCGUCCGUCACUUCAAGCUAGCAGCUAGCACUAUGUUUGUCUUCUUAUUCUCAUCUUGGAUAACCACAGCUGUUAUCGCCUUUAAAAAUAACCACAGACCCAAUACUGAUGAUCCUCUAGCUCUCUUUGACAAAAUAUAUGAUAAACCGUGGACGAGAUUGGGACCUUACUUGAUUGGCAUGUCGGUGGGAUGGAUACUAUUUAAAACAAAUUGCAAAAUUCGUUUUUCAAAAAAAAUAGUUUCACUAGCGUGGACGUUAGCUAUGACAAACUUGUUGGUUCUUGUUUUUGGUCUUCAUAACACAGAGCUCUCGCGGCUGACAGCAGCUGCGUAUAGUUCUCUAAGCCACUCAGCUUGGGCAAUGUCUCUGGCUUGGAUAACUAUUGCUUGUUCCACUGGAUAUGGUGGAUUUGUGAACACUAUUCUCUCAGCACCUUGCCUUUAUCCAUUUUCUAGAGUAACAUACUGUGCUUAUCUCGUACAUCCGAUUGUGAUAAGGGCAAUGGCCCUCAGCUCCGAUUCUCCAAUGCACCUUGGAGCAGAAUCAAUGAUUGUCACCUUUUUUGGCCUUGUCGUGUGCUCUUGGAUUCUUUCGUUCAUUGUAUCAUUAUCGUUUGAAGCCCCAGUUGUGACAAUGCUUAAGUUAUUAACACCCAACCGAAAGAAAAUAAUGGACAAAUGAUGUAAAGAUCAAUAAAGAUGCUGCUAUUUCUUUCAUUUCAUAUCAUCUUAUAGAACAUAUUUAUACACCAACAUUAAAAUGCUUAGCGUUUUGGACUGUUUGUUUCCUCACUCCUAUGUGAAUCUAAUCCAUCAAUAAUAUUUAUUAAAGAUAUAAUUUUAAUGCUUAAGAAUAUGUUUUAAAUUUGUGAAAAGCACGCGCACUGCUCUUAAAUUUAAUUCGUUGUUAUGGAUGCAUGUAUUUUUAAACUAAUACAAAUCAUAUUAAUAAUUUUAAUGAAAUGGGACUUUUAUAUUUCUACUUCUGUACACUUUCAAUUUUAUGUAUCUUUUUAUUGAACAAUAAUUAAUUUUGACGAAUUCGUGAUUUAGUUUGAUUAUAAGUUUAGUUUUAAAAUUUUGUUGUUAAACAUGAGUUCAGCUAGCAACAAUAAAUACGUGUCAAUAUGUUCCGAAAAUAAAAUAAACUGCUUUAUUGUAAAGGACGUUUUUGAAAAAUAUUUUUCAAAUUUUCAUUUAAGAAAAUCAUCACCUUUGCAUUUAUUAAAUCUCUAACAUGUAAAAUUUUUAUAAAAGUAAACUUUACAUUAUUAUUUCCUCAACACUCUGUUUCAUUAAACAAUUAAUCUACUAUAAUUUUCUUUUAAAAAUUAUUAACCAAUUUUAUUCUGAUAAUUACUGAUUAAAGCAUGACGAAAAAAUUUCAAUUGACGAAGAUAGUUUUAGUGACGUUUCGAAUUUCAUAUUUUAUACAACUAGUAUUGCAAAAAGUCAAUUAUAUAAAUGCAUGUAUGUACAUACGAGUACAUUUGUUAAGAGUUAUGAAUUUCUCGUAUAAGCGAAUUAUAUAUCACUCUCUCACGAUUUGAUGCAAUUGCUAUUGCAAAUUGUACUGAAAUCUGUGGCUUUGUAACUACCAAUUCAAUUUUUUAAUGUUACUAGGCUUGGUAAAAGCGAUAUGUUAUCAUUAUUUAAAGUUAAUACGAAAAUCAUUAUGUUCACAAAAAUUUUAUAAAUAUAGUAUGUAUUGUGUGGUAUUAAACAGUUUUAAUUUUACUUAAGGAAAGACAUUAACAUUCUGUAGUAGACAUUCAUUGUAAUUAAUCAUCCAUUGUUUUAAUUUGCAUACCUAUUUACAUGCAUAUGUACAUUUUUAUAUUUUGUUGUUUUCAAUUAUUG
Messenger RNA from Eupeodes corollae, 4026 nucleotides. RefSeq names its product nose resistant to fluoxetine protein 6. The transcript has 7 exons. The record is from RefSeq and is a predicted model, not a curated record. Gene Ontology annotation, molecular function: acyltransferase activity, transferring groups other than amino-acyl groups. Lineage: Eukaryota; Metazoa; Arthropoda; Insecta; Diptera; Syrphidae. The coding region runs from base 428 to 2848 and encodes 806 amino acids.